Messenger RNA from Synchytrium microbalum, 1488 nucleotides. RefSeq lists its product as uncharacterized. The transcript has 5 exons. The record is from RefSeq and is a predicted model, not a curated record. Bases 1 to 1488 code for a protein of 495 amino acids. Gene Ontology annotation, molecular function: chromate transmembrane transporter activity. Gene Ontology annotation, biological process: chromate transport. Lineage: Eukaryota; Fungi; Chytridiomycota; Chytridiomycetes; Synchytriales; Synchytriaceae.
AUGGAAAUGAACACCACAAAACGACCUCUUGGGGAACGCUUGUGGGAAAUCACCUACUCAUACUUCCCUCUUAGCUUUACGACAUUUGGGGGUCCCAGUGCGAACAUUGCCAUCAUAUUUCGAAUGUUUGUGACGGAACGACAUUGGUUGACUGAAGAGAUAUUUGCAGAGCUCUUCUCUAUUGCUCAGGCUCUACCAGGUCCACCUUCGACUCAGCUAGCAUUUGCAUUGGCAAUGAUUCGGGAAGGUGUGAUACCUGCGAUCUGGAGCUUUUUUGUCUGGAGUGGUCCGGGAGCCAUCGUCAUGCUGGCCGUGGCUCUAGGUGUAUCUUUGGGGGGUACUUCUAGCAUACCUGAUGCUGUGAUUGGCCUUGAAAACGGACUUGUAUCGUCAGCCAUCGGGCUUACUGCACUAGCUGCCUUUCAGCUUGGCAAGAAAUUUUCUACUGAUACAACAGCACGUGUGCAGAUCCUUAUUUCAGGUGGCCUAGCUAUUGCAUAUUAUUCUAACGCAUGGCUCUUUCCCUGUCUAAUUAUCUUUGGUGGUAUUGUUACGUAUACUCAAAGCUUACUUGAACCAAAAUGGAAACAAUAUCAAGAAGCUCUGAGGAGAAAACGAAUCCCAACGGUCAUCACGGAUCCGAAAAAGAAUGAUGAUUCAGAAUCAAUAGUUAGUCGUGACGUCGAUGUAGUAGUAGGUGUUGCUGUAACAGAUGUUACUGACUCCAUCAAUGAAGAAAGCAUGGCAGACGCUACGGAAAGGCUAGUGGAUGAAGAAUUCGCCGUCAAGUUCGAACCAAAUAUGCAGUUUACCUACAGCUGGGGCGUCGGUCUGUUGCUGUUAGGUGUUUGGGUGCUCUUUUUAGUCUUGGCUAUUGUCUUUAGAUAUGCAACAAACAUACAGACUCUAAAUCUAUUGGGCACGUUCUACUUUACUGGCUCCAUCAUCUUUGGAGGAGGUCCAGUCGUUAUUCCGUUAUUGCAAUCUUAUGUUGUGUCACCAGGAUGGCUCACAGAUCGAGAAUAUCUAAUUGGAUUGGCAGUUAUUAAUGCUCUUCCAGGCCCUUUAUUCAACUUCUCAGCUUACUGUGGUGCUCUAGCGUUGAGGUCGACGGUUGGAACUUCCAUUGGAGGGGGUAUGCUUGCAUAUGUUGGUAUCUGUGCCCCGGGUUUAAUCUUGAUGUCUGCAUUGCUACCAAUAUGGAGACGUCUUAGAAGUUUGCAAACUCUGCAAAUUCUAUUCAAGGGUAUGAACUCAUCAGCGGUAGGAUUAGUAUUUGCCGCUGUCUAUCUUUUAUGGAAUAAAGCUAUUUCAGGACGCAGCAAAGGGACGGCAGUGGGAAGCUACCCUAUCUACACCAUCCUUGUAGCUUUUGCGUUCGUUGCUGCAGGUUAUACGAAAAUUCCUCCUCCUAUCUUAAUCAUUAUUGGUGGAGCUGUGGGAGUGAUGGAUUGGGCCGUGAAUGCCAACGAUUUUGUCACCACAUAG